GGAUAGUCCGCCCAGUCUAGUGGUUCGCAACAAGCGUCUGGGGUUCGCUGCCAUCGAUUCUGAGACGAAACGCAUUUCUCUACGUUUCUUCUCUAUCUCUUCUUUCAUAAACGCAUCCAUAUUACAUUCUAUAUCAUUUCCAUCCCUUUGGUAACAAUCAUAGAGGCAGACACUGAAAUUGAAAAAAGACAAUAGAAUUUACUAGGCAUAAGGUUUGCAGUGUAGUUUAUGUUAAGAAGUCACGUUGUUUAGUUUUUAGAACAAUUAAUUUUCAUAAUGGAUAUAAUAAUUGAUACGAAAGGCGAAGCAGAUUUACUAACAAAAGAUCAUUUGACAGAUAAUGAUGAAGAUGAUUUUGAUUUUGAAAAUAGCGGCACACAGCCAGUCAAAUUUUUUGACGUAGAAGAUUUAACCCAGGAUGAAGUUUCAACAAAAAGAGUAUUUCGCAGUGUAACUAAAGAUUUUGAUCUUGAGGAAUUUGAAGAAAAUAUGGGUUGGUCAAACAAAGGAUCUCAGAAAAAGAAAAGUCAAGAGGCAAUUCCUGUUCCAGACAUAACUAAUUUUACAAUGGAAUUAACACCAGUAGAAAAGGUACUUAAAAAAAGCGUCAUAGUACCUGGUUUUGAAAAGCUGCUUGCUGUGCCUCCGUACGAGUUAAGUAAAAGGGUAUUACAAGCUAAGAAUCGCAAAGAACGUGCUAAAACUAAAGGCAAAGAUUGGUAUAAUCUGCCUGCUCCUGAAUUGACACCAGAGGUCAGACAUGACCUUCAAAUUAUAAGAAUGAGAUCGGUAUUGGAUCCAAAACGUUUCUAUAAGAAAAAUGAUCUUAAAACAAUACCAAAGUACUUUCAAAUUGGUAAAGUUAUGGACUCACAUUUGGAUUAUUAUUCUGGACGUCUUACUAAAAAAGAACGUAAGAACACGAUUGUGGAUGAACUUAUGGCUGAUGCUCAAUUUUCUAAAUAUAACAAACGUAAAUAUAAGGAAAUCAUUGAUGAGAAGAAAAAAUUACAUUAUAAAGCUCACAGACAUGCAAAGAAACUUAAAGGAAAGAAAAAAUGAUAAAUGUAACUUAUAAAUAUAUAAUAUAUAAUAUAUUUUAAACCAA
Molecule: messenger RNA, 1108 nt
Organism: Frieseomelitta varia
Lineage: Eukaryota; Metazoa; Arthropoda; Insecta; Hymenoptera; Apidae
Product: deoxynucleotidyltransferase terminal-interacting protein 2
Exons: 2
Coding region: 277-1062 (261 amino acids)
Biological process (GO): RNA processing
Cellular component (GO): nucleolus
Molecular function (GO): RNA binding
Source: RefSeq, a predicted model, not a curated record